AAGAUAUUUUAAAUGUCAAAAGUGUCAAACAGUUUGGCCCUCAGUGGAAAUAUUCAGUUUCAGAAUUUUUAAUUUAUUGCUAGACUACAGUGGAAAUUCUUAUAAUUUUCCAGUAAAAUGAUGCAACAUCAGUACUGGGUAACUAAAAAGACUGUGCUAAAAAAACUAGGAACCAAAGAAGAUGAGUGUAUUGUUGCGUCCGAUGCCGAGCUUGAUGCUAAAUUGGAAUUAUUUCGAUCAAUAUCAGACAGCUGCUUACAAUUACAGCGAGUUUUGGACCAAUAUCAGGAAAGAUUAUGUAUUUUGGCUCAAGAGGAGAAUUCUUUAGGAAAAUUCUUGCGCGAUGCGGGGAAAAGUGCGGACGCAUCCGGUAAACACAUGAUAUCUGCGGGCAAAGCAAUAUCCUAUUCAGGACAACAGCGGUUAUCAGUGCGGGGGCCGCUUUUGAGGCUUUAUCAUGAAGUGGAGACGUUUCGAGGUCGCGCCGUGAGUGAUAUGCGGGCGACUGUAUCGGCUAUGGAGAAGGCUCGAAUCGAGUACCGCGCUGCCCUAAGCUGGAUGAAAUCGACAAGCGCUCAGCUAGACCCCGAUACAGGACGCGGCCUUGACAACUUCCGAAAGGCGCAGCGACAAGUACGCGAGAGUAAAAAACUCUUUGAUAAACUGACACUGGAUGUUCUGCAAAAAAUUGACCUUUUAGCUGCAGCAAGGUGCAACAUGUUUUCCCAUGUUCUAUCAAACUACCAAGGUUCUUUUGUAACUUUUGCUACUAAAGUAGCUCAAACACUGGUAGCUACCGCGGACACUAUGAAUGCAGCACCACAGUACGAGUUUUGUAUACUGAAGGAAUUGUCCCAGAAUUUGGGUGAGGGAGAUGCCAAGCAAGAUGUGGUGCCGCAGGAUAAAGACCAGAUGCUGUUCUUCCAGGAUGAAUUCAAGGACGAAAAUCAAGAAAACAGUAGCAAACCGAAAGUCCAAAACGCAAAACCUAAAACUGACAACGAAGAAGAGAAACAACCGUCCAGUGAGAAAGAAGCUAAGCCAAGCACAUCAUUGAACCUUAUUGACACAAGCUAUAUGGAAUCUGAGUUGAACAGCAGUAAUGCGGGCAUACUGUCUGAAUUAGCUGGCCUGCAGUUGGACUGCGGUGACCCACAAGGAGGUUUUGGUACAUUUUUACCUUCACAGUUGUUACAGAAUUCAUCCAGCUUACUGCAAGGUCCAAUGGCUCCUGUCAGCAGCAACAACAAUCAGGCACCAAAAUCUCCUCAGAAUGUCUCCAAGCCAAGUCCAAGUACCACCAUCCCAAAAAAAGAGGACAAAGCUGCAUGGUUCAAACUUUUUGCUGAAUUAGAUCCCCUCGCUAACCCCGAUAACCUACCCGGAUCAAACUCUAACCACAGCCAUGCGGCUUAAAGUAAAUCAAUUAUAGUCAAAUGAGCUUAGACUAUUACAAUACAUUCUAUUAGCUGAACACAUAUGUAACACACUAAAAUAGAUUGAACACCAGCUCUCUUAAAAAAUAAAGUUAGUACUUAAUUGUCAUGAAAAUCUAUACACAGUGAUAAGUGAUUAAAUUGACAUGAAGGCAAUUUUAUUUUGAUAUAAUGUAGGAGAAUUUUGAAAAUAUUUAAACAAAAAUGUAAUUGAUAUAACUACAACAAUGAAUGUAUUACAUACGGACAUGCUCAUUAGCUUACACUAUUUAUAAUCAUGUAUUUUAUGUACAUUUUAUAUACUGUGCUCUAUACAUGACUAUCUUAUUCACAAUGAUCUGUUUAUGUGACAAUUUACCUAUAGAUAAUCGAAUAUUACUUAUUUCAUAGUUAAUCAUAGUGUAUAAGUUGUAUUCGUUUUGUGUGAUUGAUUUCCUAUUUAAAUUGUUAUCAUAGGUCUAGUCUAAAGUCUAGAAUAUUGUACUUAAUUUUAUAACCAAAGAUUAGUGUUAUUAACUGAAUUGUUAUUAUAUUUGAAGGUGCAGUAGUAUUCUUUGCAAGUGUGAGUUUCAAAUUUAUGUUGAAAAAUUAUCAAAUCAUAAAAUGUACAUUCCAAGAAAUUGUGUUAAAUCAUGUCAAGGUCUACUUUGAACUGUACUCUAUACAGUACAUAUUUAAACAAACCACAUAAAACGAUUGCAUUUUAAUUUGGUUUGGAAACAACGCAAAAGCAUUUUCGACAAUAAAUAAACUUAAUACUUAAAUCCAUAAAUCAAACUAAUGUUUCUAAAAAAAACAAAAAUGCUAUUUUUUAUUUUUCUUUUACAAAAAAUGUAUCUAGUCAUACGAAUCUUAUGUUUCGAAGUUAAUUAUACCAAAAAUAAAAUGCUUUAUGUAUUUUACGUAACUAUAUUGUUUUAGUUGUAGUUUUUAUUUUCAUAUUUUAUUAUUAUAUAGUAUUAUGUGCAUUCCAAUUUUGAUCUAUAAAUUAAACCUAAAUGUAACCUGUAA
This is a messenger RNA of Helicoverpa zea (corn earworm), 2447 nucleotides long. It is a transcript of the gene ICA69, whose product is annotated as islet cell autoantigen 1. NCBI's taxonomy places the organism in Eukaryota, Metazoa, Arthropoda, Insecta, Lepidoptera, Noctuidae. Gene Ontology annotation, molecular function: protein domain specific binding. Gene Ontology annotation, cellular component: Golgi apparatus. Gene Ontology annotation, biological process: regulation of transport. The transcript is spliced from 4 exons. Bases 118 to 1416 code for a protein of 432 amino acids. The record is from RefSeq and is a predicted model, not a curated record.